Molecule: messenger RNA, 2437 nt
Organism: Aspergillus campestris IBT 28561
Lineage: Eukaryota; Fungi; Ascomycota; Eurotiomycetes; Eurotiales; Aspergillaceae
Product: fungal specific transcription factor domain-containing protein
Exons: 7
Coding region: 1-2379 (792 amino acids)
Biological process (GO): DNA-templated transcription
Molecular function (GO): zinc ion binding; DNA binding
Source: RefSeq, a predicted model, not a curated record
AUGGACAAGAUAGUUCCUUAUACUGAUCGCCCAAGCUUCGCCGGCUUCGCCACCCAAAACGACCACAACCUCCGCGCAACCCAGAUCGACCAUCUCUCCGCCAAAGCCCCACUGGAUCCCUCCCUCCGCGCCCUCAUCCCCGACGACGUCGACUUGCCUCCCUCCUCCACGUCCGUUGCCCCAUCCGCAGACCCCCUCCCCCCAGGCCAUGUCGCAUUCACAUCCUACCCCUUUGUCGAGUUUCGGGGCGUGGGUAUCCUCCCGCGCGAGGACCUCGCCUUUCUAGCGUCGAAGGCAUGUCUGAGCGUGCCGGAUAAGACGGUCAUCGAUGACUUUGUCCGCCAGUAUUUUCUCCACAUUCACCCGUCUAUGCCGGUGCUAGAUGAAGCGGCGUUCUGGGAUAUGUAUCUUCAUCCAGGGGAGGAUGUCGACGGGCGCGUGUCAUUGUUUGUUUUCCAGGCACUCCUGUUUGUCAGCUGUGCGCACGUCCCCCUGGAGACUCUUCAGCAGUGCGGUUUCAAAGAUAAGCGCGAUGCCCGGAACAGCUUCUACCGGCGCACUAAGUAUCUAUUUGACCUGAGCGGCGAAGACCGCCCCUACGCCAAAUCCCAAGGUUGCAUCAUCCUAUCCCACCAUACCUCAGGCGAGGAACCCCAAGCCGCCAGUCUAUGGCUCACACGCGCCAUCCAGAACGCCAUGACCAUCGGGUGCAAGCCCGGCCCCAGCGAAGACGUCGAGGACUCACUGAAGAAGCGCCUCUGGUGGUCCAUUAUCUUGCGCGACCGCAGUCUGUGUCUGGGACUGCGCCGCCGCGGCCAGGUGACCUCCCUGGAAUUUGGCAUGGCGGCCGAACCGCUCGACGAGGAGGACUUUGCCGAUGAGAUUCGUCGCUCCCAGGUCUAUGAACCGGAUACCAAGCGCAUGCUUGUCAAAGUCCUGCAGGAGCAGUGUCGUCUGUCUGUGCUGCUUACUGAGAUGGUCUCCUUCGUGUUUGCCUCCCACGGUCUGGCGGCCCCUGUCAUGGGCUUCGAGCAGUUCCAUCAUGAGCUUGCGCGUAUCGCUCGUAUUCAAAGACUGUUGGCACAGUGGGAGGCCUGCUCCCAGCUGCAGGGACUACUCACCGGGGUACCGGACCCGGUAACGCAGAUGACCAACUUUGCCUAUAUGUUUUACCACACUGCGCGCAUCGACCUCGCCCACUACGAGACCCUUCUCAUCGAAAACCACCUCCUGCUAGCAGGGACGAACUACAUCCAUCAUCUCUGGCAAAUCGGCGCUACGCUCUACGACGCCAUGAAUCAGUUGACGGCCGUGAUGGAGUAUUUUAGCCGGGAAGGGCGUGCCCAGAACCUGCCUCUCAGCGUUCUCGCCUACGUCGCCAUGCCCCUCGUCCUCACAGCAAUUGAUCUCAAACUCUCCCCCACCUCCUCCGAACUCGACACCCGUCGUCGUCGUCUCGACGCCCUCGGGGCCAUCAUCCGCCACUCCGGCCGUGUCUACGACGUCACUGACAUGGUCAGCGCCGGAACUAAUCACAUCCUUCAGCUCGCCUACAUGACCUCCCAGCACCUGUUCCUCCGCUGGGACGACGAACCGCCCACCCCGCGCGUCCGCAGCGGCCAGUCCAACAGAGGAGCCACGCAUCUGGUCGAGAAGGACGCCCUUCCCACGCCGCCCCCAUUCCCCAGCGCCCGCCGCGCCGCCUCCUGGCACGAGGCCUUCCUGCGCCAUCCUCGCGCCUACCUCCUCAUCUCUACCUCCGUCGACUACAGCCUAUCCGUCGGGCGUCUGCCCUACGACUCUGCCCUUCCAGAGCUAGUCCGAUGCAUCCCACCAAUUGGAAUUGGAAUCCGUCUGCCUUGGACGAUGCCCAGCCCGUCUACACCCAUCUCCCCCCGCAGAGCCAAGCAGAAGAGACAGUUGGCGUUGAGAGAGCGAAUUCACAGUAUUUCUUCGUCUGCGUCGUCUAUCCCUGUAGACGGAUACAGGCAAAUGGAGACAGAUAACAGUCCGGUCGGAACGGAUACCCUCCGCACCAUAUCCGAUGAGGCUGAGGACGCGCCCAGCCGGCUGAUCCUGGGCUUGAGUCAGCAGCAGCAGGGAAAUGACGACACCGUCAAUCUCGACUAUCUAUACCUCGACAAUAUGUGUGACCCUACCUCACUCGAUCACGGAUUAGAGUGUGAUGAAACCCAUUUUGGGGGGAGCGCACAGCCCAUGCACCAGCAGCAGCAACAACAACAACACCAGGAGCCGAAUUACUCACCCAAUGAGCAAAGUCAGUGUGACCAGACUGUAGCGGGUUUCGAUCCGCUAAUCAGUUCUAUUGUACAAGAGUUCUUUGGUGAGCAGGGUGGCCCGGGGAUGGCGAUUGGGUAACUUAGCUGUAUGCAGAUAUAGUAUGCGUAUGUGAAUGCGACUGAAGGUUCGAAACAGC